AUAUGAGUUAAGACUUUAGUUUUUGAAAAUUGGAAUUAAGAUCAAAAAGCAAAAGUGCAAUAAGGUUUUGUAAAUUCCUCUGAGGCACCUUAUAAAAGGCGGAGUUAGUAAAUAGAAUUCCUUCAAAUUUUACUACGGUAAGCAGUAGUCAGCUGAGCAAGAGGCCCGAAUCCUGCGAAAUUUGUGGGUCCUAUGGUUGAUGUAAAAAGGGAGAAGAAUUUGCAUCGAAGUAACAGCCUGUCAAUCAAGCAUAUUCAACGGAUAGUUGGAGGUUGGUUCUAGGCUCUUGAACUGCAAUUCAAAAAGCUUUAUAGUUCAUUGAAUGAGCUUUUUUGAAAAGAUAAUCACUGAUUUGGAUUAUUUUUAUCACGUUGCCUUUUGUCUUCACAAGCACGAUCGCAAGAAAGCGGUAUUGAGGAGGGCAUAAAUCGUAUCUUGAUGUUGACAUUUUUAAUGAGUAUUGAGCUGGAGUUUGUGUCGGUUUCUGGUAUUGGUUCACAGCACAUAACCACAGCAGUUCGUGAAAUGGACUGCCAAGGAAUAAAUUGCGAAGAGAGGCUCACAUUUUAAAACCUGGUUUUGAUAUCAAAAUAAACUAAACAAACAAAUAGCCAAACAAGAGCAGAGGGAACAACCAGAAAGGCCCGAAUAUGGACAGUACUGGCAAACAUGUAUCAAUCGCGCCCAUAAUUGAGAUAGAAGAUAUUGAAGAUGAAGAGGAGACACCCACUAGGUUACAUGGAAUUUUACGAAGGAGAAAAUCGUUACCCGAUGCCAGCGAAAAACGUAAAAGCAGUGAUGAAGAUAACUUAGAAUGUCUUGAGAACAUGCUGAUAUCAACUGUAAUCGGGAAUAAAAAUCACGUUGAUGAAAAAAAUGUAUUGCCUGUACGGCGAUGCUUGAACCGAGCAGCCAGCAGUUCCAAAGUGCAAUACGCCAUGAUACGCUCUGCCAUUAGCGAAGGAAGUUAUCUUGAGCUACAAACAUUGCUGAGACGAAGAGAUGUUCGAAUUAAUGAGAUCGAAGGAGACGGUAUGGCAGCUAUCCAUUUUGCUGCUAUGUACGGCACUCCGGAAUCAGUAGAAAUUUUAAUCAACGAAGGGGCUAAAGUUAAUUUUCCUAACAACACUGGAGAGUACCCUUUGGACAUUGCGGUUAAGAAUGGAAAUUUCGAGAUAGCCCAGUUUCUAAUUGAAAAGGGUGCUCGGUUGGACAACGUCAUUAACGGCACACCUUCAAAGAAAGAACGUGGAUAUCGCUCUAAUCGGCUGAGAGAAAGGUCAAAAACUAUCGACGCAUCUUAUUGCUGAGCGAACAACUCGAACAUGACUAUUUGGUAUGGUAAAAAGAAGUAACAGGAAAUUCAAAAGGGAAUCUCAGGCUUUGCUGUUUUAACAAAGGAUUUUGAAAUCCGUGCUCUGGUUUCAUGAGGAUUUAUUUGGUAUUGUUUGUAAGCUGGUGGAAUUUUUUGAUGAAAUUUGUUAUCUGGAAUUUACAUAUUAGAUGUGCAAGAUUGUUGGAUGCUGUUUUUUCAACAGAAGCCUGACAUUUAGACAGUCAUGGAUACGAAAUUCUGAACAUAAUGAAGUAUUUGCUUAAAGAUAGUUUUUCGUAUUGUGCUUUCUUUUUGGUGUAUGUGGCGACUUUUUUAGCCAUCCCAGAACACUUAUUUCUUUGUUUUGGAAAAGAGAUGCACUAGUAUAAAUUAAAAGGUGGUAUUAGGGUGUAGCUAAAGCUCGUUUGGGAAAAUCUCGCCUUGUCGGCAGAUUUGAGAAGUGACCCUCUUUUCCCAGGGCGAGUCCCUAGUCUCUGGGGUAAUCCUCCGUCCUGGAGUCAGAGAACAUGCGUAAUGUUUACUUCUUUCAAUGCGCAUACUCCCUGUCUCCAAGACGGGGGGUUGCUACCUUGGUUGCCAAACUCGCUCUUUAUAAAAUAAGAGAACGUCGUGUUCUGCUCAACGUUUUACACCUGAGUUUAUUUCAAUGAAGUUUAUUGUUUCCCUGUGACCUUUGAACGUACAGAAAUAUGUACACUUGCUCCUGAUUGAGUAAUAUCAGCACACCAGAACGAGGAGAGGGGGCACUAAACCAGACUCUCUCUUAUUUGAUACAGAGUGAGUCUGGCACCCAGGGUAGAGGGUUGUCUAACUAAUUGAAAAUUUUCUUUUGCCCGUAUCCCAUUCAAGAAAGUGAAAAAUAAUUUGCAGGAGAGGACGAUGGGAAAAUAAUGACGCACAAGCUCUUACAUCAGCUGUCAUAAAGCAAAUGGAAAAUUAUCUGAAAAAAAUAACUUAAUGGAAAAUGAAGUCUCUCGAAGCACCAGGAACCACCUUCGCUACUGCGGGUGGCCCUACCGAGCAUCACUGUUUAAUUCACAUAAAAUAUAAACAAUAACAUAUGUUUUAGCGAAAUUGAAUAUUUUAUUAUUAACAUUUGCUUAAACACUUCAUUAGAGGUUCGAGAAAAAAGUAGUAGAUUUUCGUUAUUGGUAAAUAGUAGAAAUGUUAAUUUUCUGACAGAUAAGAAUUCUUGUUCUUUACGGUUUUUCUUUUAUUCAGCGAAACGUUAUUCAAAUCUAGUUUCAACUUCUGAUUCUAAAAUUUCAUUAACAAAAUAAUCUAAUUUUUCAUAAGAAAAUUAAAAAUUGAAGGUUAGCAAAAUUUAUCGAAUUUCUUCGCUUUUUCGCUUUUUUAAACUUGACAAUAGAAUUAAAACUUGUGUUAACAACAGAAUCAGUGGCGGUGCCAGCCACUAGUU
This is a messenger RNA of Rhopilema esculentum, 2756 nucleotides long. RefSeq lists its product as uncharacterized. The record is from RefSeq and is a predicted model, not a curated record. Gene Ontology annotation, molecular function: protein binding. Lineage: Eukaryota; Metazoa; Cnidaria; Scyphozoa; Rhizostomeae; Rhizostomatidae.